CCAAUGCUACCGAAACUGUCCCUAUCCUAACAAACAGACCACGCAGAGAAAUAAGAUAACCUUUUACUUUUAAUAAGGUUUAGUAAAAGUAUUUGAUAGUAUUUAGUUCGUUUGGCUCUAUUAACUCUUAUGCCGCGAUCUCUAUUCUCACUCCGGAUUUGGAAUCUGCCACUGCCAGUGCCAUCUAUCACUCUCCGUCUCGGAACAAUCCGUGGAAUGAACAACAACAACAAGAACAAUAGCCGCCGCCGUACUGCGGACAUCAAUAUUAAAUCUAAUCCUCGCUUACUUAAACUCCAACAACUCGUUAACAGCAACGCCGCUGCUGGUUGGGAAGAGUCCUGGAAGCAGGGAGUCACCCCUUGGGAUUUAGGUCGCCCUACGCCUGUUAUUUUACAUCUCCAUCACACAGGAUCCCUCCCCAUGGGCAGCGUUCUCGUCCCUGGAUGUGGCACUGGCUAUGAUGUUGUGGCAAUGGCAUGCCCUGGACGCUAUGUUGUUGGUCUGGACAUAUCCGAAGAGGCAAUAAAGAAAGCAAAGCAGAUGUCUUCUUCGUUACCAAAUGCGGAUUAUUUUACCUUCUUAAAGGCAGAUUUUUUCUCCUGGCACCCAACAGACUUGUUUGAUCUUAUUUUUGAUUAUACGUUUUUUUGUGCUAUUGAACCAGAUAUGAGAUCAGCUUGGGCGCAGCAAGUCCAAAAUUGUUUAAAACCAGAUGGAGAGCUUAUUACAUUGAUGUAUCCAAUGGAUGAUCAUACUGGCGGACCCCCAUAUAAAGUAUCAAUUGAAGACUACAAAGAGGUGUUGCAUCCAAUGGGAUUUAAGGCAAUAUCCAUUGUUGAUAAUAAAUUCGCCAUUGAAGUUAGAAAGGGAAGAGAGAAGCUUGGAAGAUGGAAAAGAGCUGUAGGCCACUCCUCGCUGUAAAUUGUGAUAAUGACCGUUGGCUAUUGAGGAGCCGUGUGUUGGGGGGGGGGGGGGGGGGGGGGG
Messenger RNA from Durio zibethinus, 987 nucleotides. Its product is annotated as thiocyanate methyltransferase 1-like. Gene Ontology annotation, molecular function: S-adenosylmethionine-dependent methyltransferase activity. The record is from RefSeq and is a predicted model, not a curated record. Lineage: Eukaryota; Viridiplantae; Streptophyta; Magnoliopsida; Malvales; Malvaceae.